AAAUUUUGCAUUUCAUUUCUUCAGAAAAAUAUGGCCGACAUGUCACACCUGCCAAUUGUGGCAGGCUUGUUUUUGUUUGUUUUUCUGACUUGGAGGGAUUUGUCAGGAACGGAACAGUCCUCACACGUACACAAAGACAUCAAGGCCCCAAAACUAGCACAAUUUGCUACCCCAACCAUCAAGUUUUUAUAUUGUUAUUCCUGAGGGUACCGGAAAGUCUUUGAGCAGUAUUCACAUGUGCUGAAUGAGAAGUUCCCACAUUUCAGUGUAGAAGGAGAUAAUUACCCUCCUCCACCAAUGCGGCAACUUUUUGCUCAAGGACUUGGUAUUCUUAAAAUUAUCAUCAUUGCUAUGGUCGUCCUCGGCCAGAAUCCAUUCCCUCAUCUUAACAUUGAUACCCCAAGUAUCUUCACUUGGGCAGUGGAGAACAAAUUGUAUGCCUGUCUGAUGAUAUUUUUCGUCAGCAAUGCCAUUGAAGGACAACUUAUAUCCACAGGGGCCUUUGAAAUAUCUUUUAAUGAUGUGCCAGUUUGGUCAAAAUUAGAAACUGGAAGAAUUCCAAAUGCUGGAGAAAUGUUUCAAAUUAUUGAGAAUCACAUGCGAUUUGGACAACCUUCAGGCAACACCUAGCUUUUUUCCACAGUCCACCAUCAUCCAUAUAGCCUCAUUGUGUCUUUCAUAUGAAAUAUAAUUACUUCCCUUGAUUGGAGCAGAGUAACUUCCCCUUGUAUCAACAGAUGGCGUACCUCAAGACACUGAUUAAUGAUGGCGUUUGUUUCAAGCUACUCAGGGUAGCUAACUCUCGCUGGAUGUAGACAUCAGAAUGAUCUUCAGGGACGCUGUUUCCUCGAUGAAGGAGCUGUUUUUCUCAUCUGAUCUAGGGAUGAUUUUCUGUGUUCAUCACCUCAUAUUUUAAAUGCAUUAUACAAAUUUGUUAUAUACAUUUAUUUAUGUUUUUUUUUUUAAUUAAAGAAACUGUUGUUAUUUUUUUUGCCAACAGGUCAGUUACCUUUUUUAUAUGAACACUCUAAUCCACUUUCGCUGCAAAUACAGUUUUGCUUGAAUUUCCUUUUAUAAUUAAAUAUAGUUGUAUAUAUAUAUAGAUACUGGUAAAUGUUUGUUGUAAAUAAUUAUGUAUGUGUGGUGUGGUUGUGUUUAUGUGGGUCUUAUAAUCCACUAAUGGUCUGUCACCAAUUUAUUAUUUUCCUACUUAUUUUUUAGCCGUAAAAAAAUAACGAAAAAAACAACCCAAAUAUACAGGGUA
This is a messenger RNA of Ruditapes philippinarum (Manila clam), 1264 nucleotides long. RefSeq names its product thioredoxin reductase-like selenoprotein T1b. The transcript is spliced from 5 exons. The record is from RefSeq and is a predicted model, not a curated record. Gene Ontology annotation, molecular function: thioredoxin-disulfide reductase (NADPH) activity. Lineage: Eukaryota; Metazoa; Mollusca; Bivalvia; Venerida; Veneridae. Gene Ontology annotation, cellular component: endoplasmic reticulum membrane. Gene Ontology annotation, biological process: cell redox homeostasis.